Molecule: messenger RNA, 1923 nt
Organism: Etheostoma spectabile (orangethroat darter)
Lineage: Eukaryota; Metazoa; Chordata; Actinopteri; Perciformes; Percidae
Product: diacylglycerol kinase zeta-like
Biological process (GO): phospholipase C-activating G protein-coupled receptor signaling pathway
Cellular component (GO): glutamatergic synapse; plasma membrane
Molecular function (GO): ATP-dependent diacylglycerol kinase activity
Source: RefSeq, a predicted model, not a curated record
GAAAAGCAAUAGCUAAGUCCGGCCUGCACCAUCUUCCCUGUCAGCCCAGUACAUCAUCCCUGAGACCCGAGGCAAAUAUCCGCAGCACUCUGGACUGGACUGAUUCGGCCGUGUAUGGAGAUCACAUCUGGUUUGAGACAAACGUGUCUGGAGACUACUGUUACGUGGGAGAGACAACACUGUAUUGCCAAGCACUGCAAAAGUCAGUCAGUCGAAGGAAGUGUGCUGCCUGUAAGAUAGUCGCCCACACCAUCUGUAUAGAACAACUCGAGAAGUUUCCCAGCUCUAGAGCCAUUCUGUUGGAUGCCACCCUGCCCCUCAAUGACCCCAACUUUAGAAUUAAUUUCAGGUGUAAACCGUCUUUCAGAGAAUCGGGCUCUAGGAACAUCCGAGAGUCUAUUGUGGUGCGUCAUCACUGGGUGCACCGGAGACGGCAAGAAGGCAAAUGCAAACAAUGUGGAAAGGGUUUCCAACAGAAGUUUGCUUUCCAUAGUAAAGAGAUUGUAGCCAUCAGCUGCUCCUGGUGCAAACAGGCUUACCACAACAAGGUGUCCUGCUUUAUGCUCCAGCAAAUUGAGGAGGCUUGUCCAAUAGGAGCUCACGCUGCCCUUAUUGUCCCGCCUACAUGGAUCAUUCGAGUCCGACGCAAUCAGUCAUCUAUGAAGUCAAGUAAGAAAAAGAAGAGAACAUCAUUCAAGAGGAAAAGCAGCAAGAAAGGCGCUGAGGAAGGACGACAGUGGAAGCCGUUAAUCCGACCCAUCCCAUCACCGCUGAUGAAACCGCUGCUGGUGUUUGUCAACCCCAAGAGUGGAGGAAACCAGGGCAAUAAGAUCCUGCAGUCCUUUAUGUGGUACCUGAAUCCCAGACAGGUGUUUGACCUGAGCCAAGGUGGACCACACGAAGGCCUGGAGCUGUAUCGUAAAGUCCAUAACCUGAGUAUCCUGGCCUGUGGAGGAGACGGCACCGUGGGCUGGAUCCUGUCUUGUCUUGAUGAACUGGCAUUAAAUCCUCAACCUCCUGUUGCCGUGUUACCACUAGGGACAGGAAAUGACCUCGCCAGGACCCUCAACUGGGGAGGGGGCUUUACAGAUGAACCUCUGUCUAAGAUCCUGUCCCACGUUGAGGACGGAACUGUUGUCCAGUUAGACAGAUGGAAUCUACAGGUUGAACCAAACCACAGUGCAGGGGCUGAAACGGACGAACAGCAAACUGAUAAGCUCCCUCUAGAUGUUUUCAACAAUUACUUCAGUCUUGGAUUUGAUGCCCAUGUUACUCUAGAGUUCCACGAGUCAAGAGAGGCCAACCCAGAGAAGUUUAAUAGUCGUUUUAGGAAUAAGAUGUUCUAUGCUGGGACAGCGUUCUCAGAUUUCCUGAUGGGAAGCUCCAAAGACCUGUCAAAGCACAUCAAAGUGGUGUGUGACGGGACAGAUUUAACAUCGAAGGUUCAGGACUUGAAGCUGCAGUGUCUGGUCUUCCUCAACAUCCCCAGAUACUGUGCAGGCACUACACCUUGGGGAAACCCCGGUGAACAUCACGACUUUGAACCUCAACGCCAUGACGAUGGCUACAUCGAGGUCAUUGGAUUCACCAUGACCUCACUGGCUACUCUUCAGGUUGGAGGUCAUGGCGAGAGGUUGAACCAGUGCAGAGAAGUCACCCUCACCACUACAAAACCUCUCCCAGUACAGGUGGAUGGUGAACCGUGCACCGCUCCCUCCGUCAUCCACAUCAGCCUCAGAAACCAGGCAAACAUGGUUCAGAAAACCAAACGACGGACUCACUACCGCACCUUAACGAUGUUCUGGUCCUGUUUGUGUCUCAGUCAACAGCCAGUCCCAGAAAAGCUGAGGAUCAGAGUCAGCAGGAUCAGUAUGGACGACUAUGACGCUCUGCACUAUGACAAGGACCGACUACGACAAGCAU